This is a messenger RNA of Dendroctonus ponderosae (mountain pine beetle), 2314 nucleotides long. RefSeq lists its product as uncharacterized. Bases 111 to 1691 code for a protein of 526 amino acids. The record is from RefSeq and is a predicted model, not a curated record. The transcript is spliced from 5 exons. NCBI's taxonomy places the organism in Eukaryota, Metazoa, Arthropoda, Insecta, Coleoptera, Curculionidae.
CAUCUUGCUGAUGGUACUGACCGAUUGGGGAGGUUUAUUUUCGCCGGUCGGCAAACACGUGUUAUCUAGCAAAAGAGUUUGUUUGCAGCAAACCGUUUGUAUAUAAAAAAAUGUGCGAUAAUAAUGAACAGAGUGACGGGAAUUCUCCAGACGAUUUUCUGGACAGUGAAAACUUUAAGAGUUUUAUUGCACAAGAUGUGGCAGUGAAUUCACAUGUAAAGGUUUCCACGAAUCGGCAGAAGUUCUCCCAGCCAUCCACACUUUUGGAACGAGGGGAUGGUUUCAGUUUGGAGAGCACCCCACAAUUGACGGUUCGAUAUAGAAAGAAUAACCGAAGCUCGACCAUGGAUGACUCCAGAAGGUUUUCCUGUGGAAGUCUGGUGGCGCGACGAACGUCCACAGUGGCAACGACCAAGCAAAAUGAUCUCCCAGUCGAAAAUGUCUAUAGUCAGAAUAAAAUUGCAACAUUACAGUGGCAACUACGAGAAGUGGAAAAGAGCCGUGAACUGUACAAAGCCGUAAUGAAGCAAGUAGUGACUUUCCUCGAAAAGGCGCACGUCAGCUUAGAGCAUUUGGGUACCCGACUGAAUAGGAAAAAUUCGGUACCCAGAUCGAAAAGCGAGCACUACAUAGUUUCAGAGCACCACAAUACUACACAAAGCCAAAAAGCUUUAGUGGAAGAACACAUCGCGUCAUGGGCACAAAAUAAGAAACAAGAGCACCAUCCCGAUGAAAUCCCUCCGGAAAAACUUUCACAGGAAGCAUUCCGCUUGAUGAGAACCGCCCAGUCUCUAUUGAGGACUCAAGAGCCGAACUUUGCCGGCUCAGAUCAGGCCGAGGAUCCGUCCGAUAUCGAGUUUCUGGCGCAGCUGGCUAAGGAGUUUCCUAGAAGUGAUGAAAAACCCGAACGAUCAAACAGCUUUAGCCUGACUCCGAAACUGGUCCAACCGGAACAUGAUCUGAAAAUUUCUACUGCGAUUAACAGGAAAUUGUCUUUGCAACUGAAUGGGCGUCGGAAGAAUUCUCCAUCUGAGCUAAAUCGAGACUAUUUAGGAAAUACCGAAUGUCACUCUUUGCCUCCAGUAAUCGACAGACUGGAGUGUACAAUCGAAGCGAAUCCGCUAAGAAAUUCGGGCAAUGAAUUUCUGGAAACCAAUAGGAAGGAUAAAUCUCCAAGUUCUCCUGCUACUGCCAGCAUUAGUUCAAUGGAGGAUGAAAGUGGAUUUUCAUCGAUGAAUUCCUUUCAGGACAUUGGAGUGCCAUUAAUUAAUUCUACUGCAGUAGGAGAGGUUUCUGCAAGAAGCAUCCUUCUGAAAAGUAUGCUUCACAACCAAACUGACUACACAUUAAUCCAUAACGAGUUCGAGCAUUGCCGUUCCUGGCAAGAGUCCACUAUGACCACCUCAUUGCUGCAUUCUGAGCAGAGACGACAUCAGAAAGGCCCAUUAAAAACUAGUGACAGAAUGUCUCCGUGUCCUGAGAAAAAGCAGCAUAGCUUGAGCGAUGUGAAGCUCUGGCAGAAGCCAGCUACGGUCCAGCCUGAUUCUGCAAGCUUCUCUGAGUCUGGCAAAGCUGUAGAAGACUUGAAGAGUGUUGCUUCUUCUGCGAGUUUUCAAGGCAAUCACAAGCGAUGGCACUCUUCGCCCGAUAAGAAGACUGCGUCAUCUUCUUUGAAGGUUUUGUGGGUGUGAUGUUCGACGGUGAACAUUAAUGGCUGAUAAUCAUCUUUAUCACCAGAUGCCAUGAAACUCGGACAUGGUGCCUAUCUAAUUUAUUUUCUCAAAAAAAAAAGACUGUGUAAAUUGGAAAGUGUAACUCGGCCCUUUUGUAAAUGACUGUGUAGUAGUAGAAAACUUUGGUUUUAAUCACACGUACUUCUAAAUAGUUAAAGUUCAAGAACAUAGUAUCCAGAAGGUUGUUAAUGCACGUCUCACUAUACUUGUACAUUUAAUUUAUUUUUUUUAAUUUGAAUUUUAUGUUUUUUAUAUUGAAAGUCGAUACUUUGGUAAAGGACGAUUUGUAGAUACGUGUAAGCCAGUCAAAUUAGUGUAGGAAAAAGUAACAGACUAAAUGUUUUCUGCUUGCGAACCGGCGUUUGUCCAAUGGUUUUUUCAUUUAUUAAUUUUUUUAUUGUAUUUUUUGGGGUACAGUUGAAUCAGAACGUGUCAGCAAAGCAAUUUUGAUUUUAGCCAAAAAAUGUUUCCGUGUGUCAAGACGCGAAACAUUAACGAAUAUGGAAAUUAAUCAUGAUUUAAUUUUUAUUAAAUUAGACAAGUGUAAUCUAUUGGGCAAUAAAUGACUGUUGUCACAAUAA